AUGCGCUGUUCUGGUUCGCCAACAAAUAAAAGAGCAACUAAGAAACAACAACUUGAUACCCCAGACUCCUCUACACCUAUCAAUAACAACAAAACCGAAAAAGAUACACUGAAAGAAACUGAAAUGGAGGUCAACCCAGUUCCUUCAACUUCUAACGACAAAGGCAAACAACCUGAA
Molecule: messenger RNA, 177 nt
Organism: Funneliformis geosporum
Lineage: Eukaryota; Fungi; Glomeromycota; Glomeromycetes; Glomerales; Glomeraceae
Source: the annotation of a GenBank genome assembly